This is a messenger RNA of Chinchilla lanigera (long-tailed chinchilla), 2803 nucleotides long. RefSeq names its product fucosyltransferase 8 (alpha (1,6) fucosyltransferase) (gene Fut8). NCBI's taxonomy places the organism in Eukaryota, Metazoa, Chordata, Mammalia, Rodentia, Chinchillidae. Gene Ontology annotation, biological process: protein N-linked glycosylation. Gene Ontology annotation, cellular component: Golgi cisterna membrane. Gene Ontology annotation, molecular function: protein binding; glycoprotein 6-alpha-L-fucosyltransferase activity. The record is from RefSeq and is a predicted model, not a curated record.
GUUGCUGCUUUGGUAAGAGAACAUCAGUGACUGAUGGUGUUUUCAUUCAGCGUAAAGUGCUUUAUUGCCUUUAUGGAUUGACUGAACAAAUUCAGCUAAUAAUUUUAGUGACCCAGAUUCAAGCAAUAAUACUUUCCUUUGGAAAUAUCACAUGGUUUUGCCUGUGUCUGCUGUUCUAGAGGAAGGAAGCACAUAGAGUCCAUGAGGCACAGAACAGUAGAGCCUCUUGUUCAGUCACCAGAAGGGUCUCUUUGAAAGAAUCGUCACAGGACCACCAGAGAGACGAACUCUUCUGAAGCAUCAUGUGUUGAAACAACUGAAACUUUUCACCUGUGGAGUAACUAGACACAGUUACUAUGUUUUCAACCCUCUGAGCUCCAGGAAGCUGGGAGAGCGAGCUGAACAUCUGAAGAUGCGGCCAUGGACUGGCUCCUGGCGUUGGAUUAUGCUCAUUCUUUUUGCGUGGGGGACCUUGCUAUUUUAUAUAGGUGGACACUUGGUUCGAGAUAAUGACCACCCUGAUCACUCUAGUCGAGAACUAUCUAAGAUUCUGGCAAAGCUUGAACGUUUAAAGCAGCAGAAUGAAGACUUGAGGCGAAUGGCUGAAUCUCUCCGGAUACCAGAAGGCCCCAUUGAUCAGGGGCCAGCUACAGGAAGGGUACGUGUUUUAGAAGAGCAGCUUGUUAAGGCCAAAGAACAGAUUGAAAAUUACAAGAAACAAACCAGAAAUGGUCUGGGGAAGGAUCAUGAAGUCCUAAGAAGAAGAAUUGAAAAUGGAGCUAAAGAGCUCUGGUUUUUUCUACAGAGUGAAUUGAAGAAAUUAAAGAAUUUAGAAGGAAAUGAACUCCAAAGACAUGCAGAUGAAUUUCUUUCAGAUUUAGGACAUCAUGAAAGGUCUAUAAUGACAGAUCUAUACUACCUCAGUCAAACAGAUGGAGCAGGUGACUGGCGGGAAAAAGAAGCCAAAGAUCUAACUGAGCUGGUCCAACGAAGAAUAACAUAUCUCCAGAAUCCCAAGGACUGCAGCAAAGCCAAGAAGCUGGUGUGUAACAUCAACAAAGGCUGUGGCUAUGGCUGUCAACUCCAUCAUGUGGUCUACUGCUUCAUGAUUGCAUAUGGCACCCAGCGAACACUCAUCUUGGAAUCUCAGAACUGGCGCUAUGCUACUGGAGGAUGGGAGACUGUGUUUAGGCCUGUGAGUGAGACAUGCACAGACAGAUCUGGCAUCUCCAGUGGACACUGGUCAGGUGAAGUCAAGGACAAAAAUGUUCAAGUGGUCGAGCUCCCCAUUGUAGACAGUCUUCAUCCCCGUCCUCCUUAUUUACCCUUGGCUGUGCCAGAAGAUCUCGCAGAUCGACUCCUACGAGUCCAUGGUGACCCUGCGGUGUGGUGGGUGUCUCAGUUUGUCAAAUAUUUGAUCCGCCCACAACCUUGGCUGGAAAAGGAAAUAGAAGAGGCCACCAAGAAGCUUGGCUUCAAGCAUCCAGUUAUUGGAGUCCAUGUCAGACGCACAGACAAAGUGGGAACAGAAGCAGCCUUCCACCCCAUUGAGGAGUACAUGGUGCACGUUGAAGAACACUUUCAGCUUCUCGCACGCAGAAUGCAAGUGGAUAAAAAAAGAGUGUAUCUGGCCACGGAUGACCCUUCUUUAUUAAAGGAGGCAAAAACAAAGUAUCCCAAUUACGAAUUUAUUAGUGAUAACUCUAUCUCUUGGUCAGCUGGACUGCACAAUCGGUACACAGAAAAUUCCCUUCGGGGUGUGAUCCUGGAUAUACAUUUUCUGUCCCAGGCAGACUUCCUUGUGUGUACUUUUUCAUCCCAGGUCUGUCGAGUUGCUUAUGAAAUCAUGCAAACACUGCAUCCUGAUGCCUCUGCAAACUUUCAUUCUUUAGAUGACAUCUACUAUUUUGGGGGUCAAAAUGCCCACAACCAGAUUGCUAUUUAUCCUCACCAACCUCGAACUGAAGAGGAAAUCCCCAUGGAACCCGGAGAUAUCAUUGGUGUGGCCGGAAAUCAUUGGGAUGGCUAUUCUAAAGGUGUCAACCGAAAACUGGGAAGAACAGGUUUAUACCCCUCCUACAAAGUCCGAGAGAAGAUAGAAACAGUGAAGUACCCCACAUACCCUGAGGCUGAGAAAUAGAACUCAGGUAGAAGAGAUGGACAGCCAGCUCAGCUCGAACUGUUUCAGUCAACCAGUAGGUGAAGAAGGCCCUGGCCUAACAGUGACCAACUGGGAACCGACAGAUACUUUAUUGGUGGCGUUCCUCGUUAACAAGGGCUACAGUGCCCUCAAACCCAUGCACAGUACAGUAAUGUACUCACACGUAACAUGCAAGCAGAUUGUUUUCUACUUUGCCCUUUCUUUAAAUAUUAUGUCCCCAUGAACCAAACACUGCCACAUUGUGUAAUUUAAGUGACACAGACAUUUUGUGUGAGAUUUCAAACAUGGUGCCUAUAUCUGAGAGACCUGUGUGACUUACUGAGAAGACCCGAACUAGUUCCCUAACCAUGGGGAAGUUGAUCGUUAGCCAGUGGUGGUGUUGUGACCACUGAAUUCACUCCAAUCAACAGAUUCAAAAUGAGAAUGGAUGUUUUUCCCUUUAUAGGAUUGUCUGGAUCUUUUUUUUUAAGUAAUUGCAUCAGUUCAUUCACCUCAUCAUUAAUAAGUGAAGGAUACAUCAGAAAAUAAAAUAAUUCACUCUCUACUAGGAACUUUUGUAAAGUAAUGCCAUGAACAAAUUCUUUAGUACUCAAUGUUUCUGGACAUUCUCUUUGAUAACAAAAAAUAAAUUUUAAAAAGGAA